Molecule: messenger RNA, 510 nt
Organism: Sparassis crispa
Lineage: Eukaryota; Fungi; Basidiomycota; Agaricomycetes; Polyporales; Sparassidaceae
Product: Protein MMF1, mitochondrial
Exons: 5
Coding region: 1-510 (169 amino acids)
Cellular component (GO): cytosol
Molecular function (GO): deaminase activity
Source: RefSeq, a predicted model, not a curated record
AUGCAGACCGCCAUCCGCUCUGCCCGUCGUUCCUUCUGCGCAAGGACCCCCACCAUCCUCGCACGCCAGCAUCUACCCGCCAACGCCCACAGACUCGCCCGUACUAUGUCGUCCGUCACCACGCACGCGUCUCUUUCUCCCAUCUCCACCACUAAUGCCCCCGCCGCCGUCGGGCCCUACAGCCAGGCCAUUCGGGUGGGCGACCUGCUCUUCGUGUCCGGCUCCCUGGGCAUCGACCCGUCGUCUGGCAAGAUGGUCGCUGGAGGGGUCGAGGCGCAGGCGGAGCAGGCGUUGAAGAAUACGAAGUCUAUUAUCGAGGUGGCGGGUGGUGAGGUUGGGCGUGUGGCGAAGACGACGGUCUUCUUGCAGUCGAUGGACGACUUCAAGGUCAUGAAUGGGAUCUACGAGAAGUUCUUCGGCGGGCACAAGCCGGCACGCUCCGCCGUGCAGGUCGCGCGCCUGCCGCUUGACGGGCUGUUCGAGAUCGAGUGCAUUGUGAGUUUGGCUUAG